This is a messenger RNA of Phragmites australis (common reed), 2931 nucleotides long. RefSeq names its product serine/threonine-protein kinase D6PKL1-like. Gene Ontology annotation, molecular function: protein serine/threonine kinase activity; ATP binding. The transcript is spliced from 3 exons. Gene Ontology annotation, biological process: protein phosphorylation. Lineage: Eukaryota; Viridiplantae; Streptophyta; Magnoliopsida; Poales; Poaceae. The coding region runs from base 382 to 2760 and encodes 792 amino acids. Gene Ontology annotation, cellular component: cytoplasm; plasma membrane; nucleus. The record is from RefSeq and is a predicted model, not a curated record.
CUCUCCUCUCUCUACCCCAUUCUCUCUCCUCUCUCCUCUCUCGCUCCCUUCCCUCUCUCUCUACACCUUCUCCGAAGCCGCCAUUCCCAAGAUUAGCAGCAGCCGAGCUCGUCCCCCGAAAACCCGGUGCCACCGGCUCCACUCCGCCGCCACCGCCUCUACUCCCCGCUUGGAGAUCCGGGCCAGCAUUUCUUGGGUGACCGCUGGUUGCUGCACUUGUUAUUAAAAAAAAGCUUGCUUUUUUUUGGAGCUCUCUGAUGCUUCCAUUUUGGAUAACGUCUCUGUGAAAGGUACAAGCAUUGUAGUAUGACUUGCCUGCUGCCGGCGACGGGCUAAGUUGGCGUACUCUGUGUCUGUCUAUUGAAUCAGUCUACUUGGGUCAUGGGGUCGUCCGGCUGUAGUUUGGAGAUAGUUGAGUCCACGGAAGAAGAAUUCAACAGUGUGCCUGUUGGUGGCUCCAGCUUGCUGCAUAUUAAAGUGAAAGCUGAAGAGAAAGGCGGCAAGUGUCGUGAUUAUCCUGUGGAAGAUGACCUCGACCAGCUUCUUAAAGCGAUCGAUAGCAGGACCUUCCGUCGGGCACUUAGUCCUGGCAAUACCCGUGGAGAUCCGCUGGGAAAGUGUGCUCUCAAGAAACCAGCUAGAUCAGGGUUGUCUCAAAAUGCGGGCAUCGGGAUAUCCUCCAAGACUGUCAAUAUGAAGCAAGCUCUGAGAAGGCUGUGCAUUUCCCAGGCGUCGGAAAUGGCUGCAAUGAGGAGGUUGUCGAUGUCACCUGGAUCAUCAAGUUCAUCUGAAGCUGGGACUAUCCACAGGCUUUAUGCCUCUUUGAUGGUCCAAAGUAAUGAUGAAAGUUAUCUGCAUGAUGAUGAAAAGAUGAACCUGAUUCAAAUAUCAAUCACUCCGGAGAAGAUCGAUAAGAAUUCAUCUAGAGGAACGAGCGAGUUCAGUGAAGACUGUGAUUUCGAGACAGCUGAUGGAAGUGCAAUCACCUCUAUCCAUUCUGCAUCGUCUACCUCAGGUGAGACACGGAAGAUCAGGAUCCAAGAUGUCAUCAGUGGUGACCCUUUAGAUAGCGGGAGCUCCUUGGUGGAAAAUGGGAAAUUAGGAAAUAAAGUUUCUGCAGCUACUAAUGAUAGCUCUCCCAGAGUCCCGAUCUUGAGCAAACCCAUCACUACAUCCCGACUUGUCAAGCCAGUCUUUCGAUGCAAGACUGUCAGUAAGAAGAAAGUGAAAGAUAAACCAUCUUCGUUGGGUGAUUCCUCCAAUAGUACUAAAUUCUGCUCUUCCAAGGAGUCAAUCUCCCUUGCAUCAACCAGCUGCUCUUCAACAUCCAGUGUUACAAAUCCCACCAGCUGUGCAGAAGAAGAGAAAUCAAAUCCAGGGCCAGAAAAAUCUGAUGAGCAAUCGUCUGAGUGGUUAAGAGCAGAGGAAAAAGGCGAGUGCUCCCAGAAUUCAAAGAGCAGUAUUAGUGAGUAUGGUUGUAGCACAAGUAUCAGUGACGAGAGCCAAAUUGGAUUGUGUGGCUAUAGUAACAGGCCGCACAUGGCAAAGGAUCUGCGCUGGCUAACCAUUCGCCAGUUGGCAUUGCAGCAGGGAUCCUUAGGACUCGACAAUUUCAAGCUUCUCAAGAGGCUUGGUUGCGGGGACAUUGGGACUGUGUAUCUCGCUGAGUUAGUUGAUUCAGAUUGCUUAUUUGCUUUAAAGGUUAUGGAUAUCGAGUACCUGAUUAACAGAAAGAAGAUGCUACGAGCACAGGCUGAGAGGGAGAUACUAGAAAUGUUGGAUCAUCCGUUUCUUCCAACCCUUUAUGCCCAUUUUACCACAGACAAUCUCUCAUGCUUGGUCAUGGAGUACUGUCCAGGUGGUGAUUUGCACGUUCUUCGUCAAAGACAACCUGGAAGAAGCUUUCCGGAGCCAUCUGCAAGGUUUUAUGUUGCAGAAGUUCUCCUUGCUCUGGAAUAUCUUCACAUGCUAGGGGUCAUAUACCGGGAUCUGAAGCCAGAGAACAUUCUAGUCCGUGAAGAUGGACAUAUAAUGCUAUCGGACUUUGACCUCUCGCUGAGGUGCUCAGUGAAUCCUGUGCUCCUUCGAUCAUCCUCUAUAGCUGCAAACCACCAACCUCGGAAACUUGCAGGACCAUGUGCAGAGAACUACUGCAUCAAUUCGUCAUGCAUCCAGCCCUCUUGUGCCCAAACAUCUUGCUUCACACCACGCCUACCGUCUAUUCCAAAGCCUCGGAAGCCUAAAUCUUCCCAGAAAAGGCUUCCUCAACUUGUUGUAGAGCCCACUGAUGCACGUUCCAAUUCCUUUGUUGGCACGCAUGAGUACCUCGCACCAGAAAUCAUCAAAGGGGAUGGCCAUGGAAGUGCCGUGGACUGGUGGACCUUUGGUGUCUUCCUUUACGAACUUCUGUAUGGCAAGACACCCUUCAGAGGACCUGGGAACGAUGAAACAUUGGCAAAUGUGGUAUCACAGAAUCUUCGUUUCCCGGACAAACCAGUUGUGAGCAGCAACGCCAAAGACCUCAUCAGAGGUUUGCUGGUGAAGGAGCCAGAGAACAGACUCGGAUCCUUGAGAGGAGCAGCUGAGAUCAAGCAACAUCCUUUCUUUGACGGCUUGAAUUGGGCCCUGAUUCGGUCCUCAGCUCCACCGGAGACACAACCUUGCAAUGUCGUGACUCUUGUGACGACGCGAAAGAAGAAAGAAGGCAAAUGUCUCGAGUUCAGAAGUAACUCCGAGGAUCUGGAAUUCGAAGUUUUUUAGUAACCACUAGUCAAUAGUCUAAAUUUUUCUUUGAGUAGCUAAAGGCUGGGGGUGUACAUGUAGAUUCUUGUAUUUCAGUAACUGUGAUGUUCCUGUUAAUAGCAUAACUAAAUUGAAAAGAAUAAGCAGAGCUUAUGCCAUCAUCAUUGCUGCUGCAUAUGAUUUGCUUUC